This is a messenger RNA of Lodderomyces jiufengensis, 738 nucleotides long. RefSeq names its product translation initiation factor 6. The coding region runs from base 1 to 738 and encodes 245 amino acids. The record is from RefSeq and is a predicted model, not a curated record. Gene Ontology annotation, molecular function: ribosomal large subunit binding. Lineage: Eukaryota; Fungi; Ascomycota; Pichiomycetes; Serinales; Debaryomycetaceae. Gene Ontology annotation, biological process: ribosomal subunit export from nucleus; maturation of LSU-rRNA; assembly of large subunit precursor of preribosome. The transcript has a single exon. Gene Ontology annotation, cellular component: cytosol; nucleolus; preribosome, large subunit precursor.
AUGGCUACAAGAACACAAUUUGAAAAUUCAAAUGAAGUAGGAGUAUUUGCAAAAUUAACAAAUUCAUAUUGUUUAGUAGCAGUAGGAGGAUCAGAAAAUUUUUAUUCAGCAUUUGAAGCAGAAUUAGGUGAUGUUAUACCAAUUGUACAUACAACUAUAGCAGGUACUCGUAUAGUGGGGAGAAUGACAGCUGGGAAUAGAAGAGGAUUAUUAGUCCCAACACAAACAACAGAUCAAGAAUUAAUGCAUUUAAGAAAUUCAUUACCUGAUACUGUAAAAAUACAAAGAGUUGAAGAAAGAUUAUCAGCUUUAGGUAAUGUAAUAUGUUGUAAUGAUUAUGUUGCUUUAGUACAUCCAGAUAUAGAAAGAGAAACUGAAGAAUUAAUAGCAGAUGUAUUAGGAGUUGAAGUAUUUAGACAAACUAUUGCAGGUAAUGUAUUAGUUGGAUCAUAUUGUUCCUUAAGUAAUCAAGGUGGUUUAGUACAUCCACAAACUUCAAUACAGGAUCAAGAAGAAUUAAGUAGUUUAUUACAAGUUCCAUUAGUUGCAGGUACAGUAAAUAGAGGUUCAAGUGUUGUUGGUGCAGGUAUGGUUGUAAAUGAUUGGUUAAGUGUUGCAGGAUCAGAUACAACAGCACCAGAAUUAUCAGUUAUUGAAUCAAUAUUCAGAUUACAAGAUGCUCAACCAGAUGCUAUUGGUGGUAAUUUAAGAGAUACAUUAAUUGAAACAUAUUCAUAA